Molecule: messenger RNA, 1783 nt
Organism: Pezoporus flaviventris
Lineage: Eukaryota; Metazoa; Chordata; Aves; Psittaciformes; Psittacidae
Gene: PIGP
Product: phosphatidylinositol glycan anchor biosynthesis class P
Exons: 5
Coding region: 103-459 (118 amino acids)
Biological process (GO): GPI anchor biosynthetic process
Molecular function (GO): phosphatidylinositol N-acetylglucosaminyltransferase activity
Source: RefSeq, a predicted model, not a curated record
GUGACAGCGUCUGACCGUGUCCUCUGUGUGCCGUCCUCCCCUCCUCUCCGCACUCUCCAUUCCCGCCCCCAUUCCCCCCGUAGUUUGAGGGAAGAGACGGACAUGGUUGAAAACUCUCCAGCCCCACUGCCGGAAAGGGCAAUAUAUGGAUUUGCUCUUUUUUUAGGAUCGUGGUUUGGCUUCAUGUUGUACCUCAUCUGGGCUUAUGUUCCCGAGACUUGGCUGUUCUCACUGGGACUAACAUACUGGCCUCAAAAAUACUGGGCAGUUGCUUUGCCGGUGUAUCUACUGGUUGCUGUAGGAAUUGGUUAUAUAUUACUUUUUGGUAUUAACAUGAUGAGUACAGCUCCACUUAACUCCACACAUACUAUUACAGAUAACUAUGCAAAAAAGCAGCAGCAGAAGAAAUUCCAAGAAGAAGCAAUUCCAGCACUGAGGGAUAUUUCCAUCAGUGAAUAGUUUGCUAUUUUUUUCCACCUGUGUUUGAAGAAAAAACCCAAACCUGCUAGGUGUUGCGGGUAGGAGAAAAAUACCUUCUUAAGAAAGGCAAAAAUACAUUUCAACAUUUCACUCUGAAAUGGUAAAUUUUAGGUAUAUUGUUGUUUGGGGACAUUUCACAAGAGUGAGUGUUUGUACAUAAGCCUGAUGACUGCAGAUUGGUACAAUGUUUGUUUGAUAGUUAUAGGCAUGGUUGUGAACUUUUGUUUUUCAGUUUGCCCCCAGUUGCUAUUGUUUCCCCCUCCUGCCAUGCUUUUGCCCUUCUGUUAAUUUUAAUUUAUGUGCUCAAACAUAUAUGGGGUGGAUUCAAGAUUUUGUGAUCAACAGACAUGAAGGUGUAUUUACUCUUGUGAAUUCUGUAAUGUUGUAGACACUGAACUAUUGGCUGUAAUUUUUUUUUUUGUGUAAUUUCUACUUGUGUUCUGCAUUCCUUUUGCUUUCUGAGAAGGCAAUUUCGGUUUUAAUUCUAAAUUGACAGCAAGUGAAGGCCACGUUUCUGGUAUCAUUUGAUGUAGGGAUUAAUUUAGUCCCCUGUUAAGGAUACCCAAAUCCCUUCAGGAUAAAGAAAAGCUACUGGAAAAUGCCCUCAAGCCCUGAAAGCACACAAAUUAAAGGACUGUAAGCCUUCGACAAAGAUUGUAUCAGUGAUGAAUCUGCCAUUUCAUUUAACUGCAGACUUCACAAUUAUGGGAAAACUAACAGAGGUACUUAAGUGAGUAGGCAAAGUGGGGCCAUUUGUUUAAGUAAAACUUGCAGGCAUGAAACUCAAUCUUUGCUUUUCUAUCACUACUGUGUAGUGGUGCUUCAAAGGCACUGUAGUGACCUUUUCUUCAACUUAAGAGUAAUGUUUGACACUUCAGAAAUUGCCUCUGUGAUCAAAAUAAAGCCAGUUGUCUAAAAAAAUCUGUUGUUGUCAUUGGGCUAACAAAUGCAUUGUAGGGAAUUGCAGGUAUUUGGGAUCCGUCAUUUCACUGUCUUGCCUGUGACUGUGAUUAAGGAAAAGAUAUGCAACUCUGCUGGCAAAAAGAAGAGAGAGUCACCCUUUUGUAAAUGUACAGCACACUUACAGCUGUAGUUAUUUAGUGGGUUUUAUAUAGACUUUGCCUUAAAUAUUAUUCAGAAAAAAAAAAAACCAAACCUGAAAUGAUUGAACUGUGUUGCUACUAGUGCCUUUCUUUACAAAACAUACCUGUUUACAGAUGGGAUAUCGGGUAUCCGUUCUUCUCAGAGACUGAAGAAAAACUAAAUAAAUAAAGGCAAAACCCUAAAUUUGCCCCCAUUUUCA